Bipolaris sorokiniana ND90Pr is the source of this 1500-nucleotide messenger RNA. RefSeq lists its product as uncharacterized. NCBI's taxonomy places the organism in Eukaryota, Fungi, Ascomycota, Dothideomycetes, Pleosporales, Pleosporaceae. The record is from RefSeq and is a predicted model, not a curated record. Bases 378 to 1250 code for a protein of 290 amino acids. The transcript has a single exon.
UGGAGAGACCCUGCAGAAAUGGCGCCAAUACUGCGACUCAGCCUCACCGCCGUAGGGGUCACUUGUUCUGAUGAAAUUCAGCGCCGUCCCCUUUCUUGAAUACCUUGUAUACCAUUCAUCUAGAUUAGCCCCCAUUUCCCCGCAGCUCCGCAAAGACUCUCCGGUGAAGACUUCUUAAGUCGCAAAGUUAGCCUUCAUCUUUGAUGGAACCCAUAACAGGGUUCAGAUCGGAACAAAACGAUAGCCGAGGAACCGUUGGCAUCAUUUGGGCCUGCUUGGUCACCACAUUUUUGUGUACAUAUACGGUUCUCCACCUGGAUGUCCAAACACGAACUUCGACAAAGUGGGGCCCAACCAGACGCAAGCUCAGAUGGAUCAUGGCCGGUAUCUUUGCUCCGGAGGUCAUUACAUCUAUUGCAUACUCACAGUGGCUGUUUGCCCGAGCUCUAGUCAAACACAUGGAAGAGAACGGUUGGAUCAAUGCGACCAUGAUCGAAGCGCACUUUUUGUCAAUGAGGGGUGUCGCAGUCAGGAACAAGGUGGAGGACAGGAUACGAAUUGGACAGACUCACCUGACUCCUUCAGACGUCGUCGGUAGCUUGGAAUUUCGGGCGGCGUUCCCUUCAAAGGCAACAAUCCAGGACAAAAGCAAGACCGAAUUGAUUGGAAAGCUCUCAACAUGCACACAAAUCCUCUGGCUACUUAUCCAGGUCCUAGGGCGUAAGCUUCAAGGGGACUCUGUUUCACUGUUAGAGGUUACCACCAUCUCGUACGUCGUACUUGCCAUGGCUACGUUCAUCUUUUGGUGGCAAAAGCCAAAAGAUAUCGAGGAGCCAUGUUUUGUCGACGUGGAGCUCGAUGUGCAUGAAGAGCCAGAGAGGAUAUUAUCCUGGUGGCGAGACUUCGGCAGACCGAGGGGCACAUCGACGUUCGCUGCAUACAUUAGCUCCGCCUGCUUCUCAGCUAUUCAUUGCGCUGCUUGGAACUACCAGUUUCCCACUACGACCGAGAAAUGGCUCUGGAGAGGAUCUUCAAUUGCGUGCUUCGUAGCACCUGUUACCUUCAUUACCAUGGCUACUGUCGUGCCGGGAGAUUUAAUCUUUAAUUCACUAAGGGCGAGGAUUAUCCUCGGGUCCUAUGCCGUCGCCCGGAUGUUUCUACUAGUAGAGAGUUUUGCUGCGUUUCGUGCGGCUCCGGCAAGCAUUUACAACACCGUUCAGUGGGCUGAAUAUGUUGCACAUUGGGGAUAAAUCUACUAUCAUAUCCUUUAUAUUAAGGGUAGGCAUCCGAACAAAAUGCUUUUUCAGUUUAAAAAAUAUGAAGCUGUCGCACGAUUGGGUGCGGGUAUUGUAGACGUAGAAUAGUUAGAAGAGAGUGUAUAUUAUUGUAUUGUUCUGGCAUCAUAGCUCAGCUUAUACUCAGGUCAUCGCACGGCACGAUUAGUAAUGUAGUUCAUGUUCACGACAACAUUUGGCCUGCGACAGAAGUUGAUGUUUUCUG